GGGCCGGCGGCUUCAAUGUCCUUACCCCGGUGUGCCCUGUUGUGGGCUCGGCUCCCCGCGGGGCGCCAGGCUGGUCGCCGGGCAGCUGUCUGCUCUGCCCUCCGCGCACCCGUUGGGCCCUUUCCUGGGGCCCUGGGGCGCGUGGCCGCCGCCUCCUCUGCCUCCGGUGGCUCCAAAGCCCCCAACACGUCCCUGUUUGUGCCGCUCACUGUGAAGCCUCAGGGCCCCAGCGCCGAGGGCGACGUCGGGGCCGAGCUCACCCGGCCGCUCGACAAGAAUGAAGUAAAAAAGAUUCUAGACAAGUUUUACAAGAGGAAAGAAAUUCAGAAGCUGGCUGCUGAUUAUGGGCUUGAUGCUCGUCUCUUCCACCAAGCUUUCAUCAGCUUUCGAAAUUACAUCAUGCAGUCUCAUUCCCUGGAUGUGGACGUUCACAUUGUUUUGAACGAUAUUUGUUUCAGUGCCGCGCAUGUGGAUGACUUGUUUCCGUUUUUCAUGAGACAUGCAAAACAGAUAUUUCCGGUGUUGGACUGCAAGGAUGAUCUACGGAAAAUCAGUGACUUAAGAAUACCACCAAACUGGUACCCAGAAGCCAGAGCCAGACGGCGGAAAAUAAUCUUCCAUUCUGGCCCCACAAACAGUGGAAAGACUUAUCAUGCAAUCCAGAAAUACUUGUCAGCAGCAUCCGGAGCGUAUUGUGGUCCUUUAAAAUUGUUGGCACAUGAAAUCUUCGAAAAGAGUAAUACUGCUGGUGUGCCCUGCGACUUGGUGACAGGUGAAGAGCGGGUGACCGUGAAGCCAGACGGGAAGCAAGCUGCCCAUGUCGCCUGUACUGUUGAAAUGUGCAGUGUCAUAACUCCUUAUGAAGUGGCUGUGAUUGAUGAAAUUCAAAUGAUUAAAGAUCCAGCGAGAGGAUGGGCCUGGACCAGAGCACUUCUAGGACUCUGUGCCGAAGAGCUCCAUUUGUGUGGGGAAUCUGCUGCUAUUGACCUGGUGACUGAGCUCCUGUACACAACUGGAGAGGAAGUGGAGGUUCGAAGCUACAACAGGCUGACCCCCAUCUCUGUGCUGGAUCACGCACUAGAGUCUUUAGAUAACCUUCGACCAGGGGACUGCAUUGUCUGUUUCAGUAAGAACGAUAUUUACUCUGUGAGUCGACAGAUUGAGAUUCGAGGAUUGGAAUCCGCUGUUAUAUAUGGCAGUCUCCCACCUGGGACCAAGCUGGCUCAGGCAAAAAAAUUUAACGAUCCCAAUGAUCCCUGCAAAAUCCUGGUAGCUACAGAUGCAAUUGGCAUGGGACUUAAUUUGAGCAUAAGAAGAAUUAUCUUUUACUCCCUCCUGAAGCCGAGUAUUAAUGAAAAGGGAGAGAAAGAAAUCGAGCCGAUCACUACCUCUCAGGCCUUGCAGAUUGCUGGCAGAGCUGGACGAUUCAGCUCGAGAUUUAAAGAAGGAGAGGUCACAACAAUGAACCGUGAAGAUCUGAAUUUGUUAAAGGAGAUCUUGAACAGGCCUGUGGAACCUAUAAGGGCAGCUGGUCUUCAUCCAACCGCUGAACAGAUUGAAAUGUUUGCCUACCACCUCCCUGAUACCACCCUGUCUAAUCUCAUUGAUAUUUUUGUAGACUUUUCACAAGUUGAUGGGCAGUAUUUUGUCUGCAAUAUGGAUGAUUUUAAAUUUUCUGCAGAACUGAUCCAGCAUAUUCCAUUAAGUCUGCGAGUGAGGUAUGUUUUCUGCACAGCCCCAAUCAACAAGAAGCAGCCUUUUGUUUGCUCUUCAUUGUUACAGUUUGCCAGGCAGUUUAGCAGGAAUGAGCCGCUGACCUUUGCGUGGUUACGCCGGUACAUUAAGUGGCCAUUGCUCCCGCCUAAGAACAUUAAAGACCUCAUGGAUCUUGAAGCUAUCCACGAUGUGCUGGAUCUCUACCUGUGGCUAAGCUACCGAUUCAUGGAUAUGUUUCCAGAUGCCAGUCUUAUUAGAGAUCUCCAGAAAGAACUGGAUGGCAUUAUCCAAGAGGGAGUACACAACAUCACUAAGUUGAUUAAGAUUUCCGAGACACACAAGCUGUUGCAUUUGGAGAGCUUGCCAGCAGGGAGCCAGUCCCGCCUGUCGGGAACCUUGAAGAGCCAAGCCAGAAGGACACGUGGCACCAAAACUCUAGGGAAUAAAGCUGCUGAGCCACCCAGCCUCGAGGCAGGACAGAAAUCUCUUGCUUCCCGACUGGUGCAGCAGGGGCUCCUCACUCCUGACCUGCUGAGACAGCUGGAGAGAGAGUGGCUGACACAGCAAAGUGAGCAUGGCGAGCAGAGAACGGACUCGGGGGCUUCCGCCAAAGCGACGAGGAGGAAGAAGAAGGAGCCGGGCUCAGAGUAGUCUUUGUUUCGGUUUGUUUUUUAAUGUUGGAAAUAAAAUCCUAUUUAAAAUUUUC
Echinops telfairi (small Madagascar hedgehog) is the source of this 2422-nucleotide messenger RNA. RefSeq names its product Suv3 like RNA helicase (gene SUPV3L1). Gene Ontology annotation, cellular component: mitochondrial degradosome. The transcript has 15 exons. The record is from RefSeq and is a predicted model, not a curated record. NCBI's taxonomy places the organism in Eukaryota, Metazoa, Chordata, Mammalia, Afrosoricida, Tenrecidae. Bases 16 to 2367 code for a protein of 783 amino acids. Gene Ontology annotation, molecular function: ATP binding; RNA helicase activity; hydrolase activity, acting on acid anhydrides. Gene Ontology annotation, biological process: RNA catabolic process; mitochondrial RNA 3'-end processing.